Monopterus albus (swamp eel) is the source of this 288-nucleotide messenger RNA. Its product is annotated as anionic trypsin-like. The coding region runs from base 1 to 288 and encodes 95 amino acids. The transcript is spliced from 3 exons. Gene Ontology annotation, biological process: proteolysis. The record is from RefSeq and is a predicted model, not a curated record. Lineage: Eukaryota; Metazoa; Chordata; Actinopteri; Synbranchiformes; Synbranchidae. Gene Ontology annotation, molecular function: serine-type endopeptidase activity.
AUGGAUGGCAAUGAACAGAUCACUCCUGUUGGUUGUAUGAUCCCUCAUUCCAACUACGACUCCUGGUUGGAUGACAACGACAUCAUGAUGAUUGAGCUGAACAAGCCACAUGAUAACUGGGGCCAUGUACUGUAUUAUGCUGGAUAUCUGCGGGCAACCAGGACUCCUGCCAGAUGUGCCUCUGCUGGUCCUGUAGUGUGUAAUGGGAAGCUACAAGGCAUAGUGUUCUGGGGAUUUGGAUGUGCAGAGAAAAACUAUGUCGUCAUCUCUGCCACAGCUAUCCAUUAG